This is a messenger RNA of Gongylonema pulchrum, 282 nucleotides long. The record is from the annotation of a GenBank genome assembly. NCBI's taxonomy places the organism in Eukaryota, Metazoa, Nematoda, Chromadorea, Rhabditida, Gongylonematidae.
AUGGGCCCGGAUGCUGAAGCAUGUUCACUGGAAGGAAGCAGGCAACAGUUAAUGACACUGUACUUCGCUGCACUGAAUAAUGACGGUCCGAAAUGGCCAGACUUAGAGCUGAGCGCAGUGAAUUCAGGAUACGCUGCUGAAUGGAAUCAGAAUCGGAGGCGGAGUAACGCCACGCGCAACAUCUAUUUCAGGAUUGGUUCGCAGCAGCAGCAACAGCAGUCGGCCAUCCUGCACCCCGGCACUGCAGCAGCAGCAAAAGCAGUCCUUUUUGCGAAGCAAUAG